Molecule: messenger RNA, 1290 nt
Organism: Pseudomassariella vexata
Lineage: Eukaryota; Fungi; Ascomycota; Sordariomycetes; Amphisphaeriales; Pseudomassariaceae
Exons: 2
Coding region: 1-1290 (429 amino acids)
Molecular function (GO): dipeptidase activity
Source: RefSeq, a predicted model, not a curated record
AUGGAAGACGAAAAUAUUGUGCUCGUCUCCCACGACGAUGUCGAUACCAUGCCCCCGCACCUAGCGGAAGUUAGUAACUUUGUUGACUCUGUCGCUGACGAUCUAUGGUCCAUCAACAAACGCAUCCAUGACAACCCGGAGCUCGGUUAUCAUGAGCACGAUGCCCACGCGACCUUGACGACGUUCAUGAAGUCCCGAAAUGGCUGGAAGGUCACCACCUCAGCCUACGGCAUGGAAACGGCUUGGCUGGCAGUCUACGACAGCGGAGAGGAAGGCUCUGUUGUGUCGUUCAAUGUUGAGAUGGACGCCCUACCAGGCAUCGGCCACGCCUGCGGCCACAACCUCAUUGCAAUCGCCUCCUUAGCCGCUGGUCUCGCCACCUCCUCAGUACUUCAGCAUCACCAGCUCCCCGGUCGCGUAGUUAUCUUUGGCACCCCCGCAGAAGAAGGCGGAGGUGGGAAGAUCCGCCUCCUCCGCGCCGGCGCCUUCCAGGACCACGGCGUAGACCUCUCCCUCAUUUCGCACCCGGGGGUUGUCCACGACCGCGCGUUAGUCGCCACCACAGCCUAUGCUCAGUUCAGAGUUGAGUAUUUCGGACGAGCCGCACAUGCAGCUAACAGUCCGUGGCUGGGUAUUAAUGCCCUUGACGCCCUCAUCGUGGCGUAUAAUGCGAUUUCCGUAUUACGACAGCAGACGAUGCCGGGCGAUGUGAUACAGGGGCAUAUUACUGAUGGCGGAACUGCGCCUAAUAUAAUCCAUGCGUACGUGGCGGGGGUAUUCGUGGUGCGGGCGCCCACGGCGGUAAGGUUGCGGGAACUAAGAGAAAAAGUCAACGCGUGUUUUCAUGCUGGGGCAACGGCAACGGGGGCUAGGUUAGAAAUUACUCUCAUGCAGAUGUACAAGGAUCAUGUGCCGAAUCGGGUUUUAGGGACGUCGUACGUGCGGUGCUGGAAUGCGCUAGAUCCGCCGACGCGGAUCACAAUUCCAACGGACGACAGGGAUGGAGGUGUUGAAAGAAUUGCAGCGAGUACAGAUCAGGGAGAUGUCAGUUACAAGAUGCCGAGUCUGAAUGUCAGUUUUUCUAUCCCGUCUGGCGUGGACGGGGGUGGGCCGCACAGUCCUGGAUUUGCUGCCGCGGCCGGGACGAAGGAGGCUUUUCUGCGCAGUCUGAGGACGGGGAAGGCGAUAGCGGGGACAGCAGUGGAUGUGCUUGCUACGCCUGGCUUGCUGGAGAAGGUCAAGGAGCAGUGGGAGAAAGAUAUGGCGUUCGCGACUAAUACAAGGAAAUGA